Molecule: messenger RNA, 1182 nt
Organism: Trypanosoma theileri
Lineage: Eukaryota; Euglenozoa; Kinetoplastea; Trypanosomatida; Trypanosomatidae
Product: putative dihydrolipoamide acetyltransferase
Exons: 1
Coding region: 1-1182 (393 amino acids)
Biological process (GO): pyruvate decarboxylation to acetyl-CoA
Cellular component (GO): pyruvate dehydrogenase complex
Molecular function (GO): dihydrolipoyllysine-residue acetyltransferase activity
Source: RefSeq, a predicted model, not a curated record
AUGCCAGCCCUAUCACCAUCUAUGGAGACUGGUACUAUUGUGGAAUGGAAAAAGAAGGUUGGAGAUCUUGUGAAAGAAAAUGAAGUAUUCUGUACUGUACAAACCGAUAAGGCAGUGGUGGAUUACACCAAUACCUUUGAUGCAGGAUAUCUCGCAAAGAUUAUUCACAAGAAUGGAGAAACUGUUCCAGUUGCUAAAACUAUUGCUGUACUUGUGGACAGUGCGGAAGAUGUUGCAAAGGCCGAUGAGUACGUCUGUGAAGAUGAAGCGGCAGGAGGUGAAACAACAACAACGCAGGAAGUGAAAUCAACAGAAACAGCUGCAGCAUCACCUGGAAAGCCAUCGGGAUCUACAUCUGAGCCACCAGAAGGUGUGGACAUUCUUUCAAUCUUUAUGCCAGCCUUAUCACCAUCUAUGGAGACUGGUACUAUUGUGGAAUGGAAAAAGAAGGUUGGAGAUCUUGUGAAGGAGAAUGAAGUAUUCUGUACUGUACAGACUGAUAAGGCAGUGGUGGAUUACACCAAUACAUUUGAUGCGGGAUACCUCGCAAAGAUUCUUCACAAGAAUGGAGAAACUGUUCCAGUUGCUAAAACUAUUGCCUUGAUGGUGAGCAAUGCGGAGGAUGUCGCUAAAUUAGCGAAUUACUCCCCUGAAGGCGCUGAGACUGCGGAAUCUUCUCCCUCAACAACAACAACAACAACAACAACAACUGCCAAGACUUCUACUACUACUACUACUACUACUAGUACUAAUACUCCAAAGGGGGAUGUUAAACUCUACGGUGGUUCACUCGAUGAGGCUAUUGCAGCUAGUGGUCCAGGUGUGAUGCGUAUUGCCGCCCGGCUUGACCGCAAGACAUUAGAAUCCAUCACCCCUACUGGCAGAGGAGGCCGUUUUUGUAAAAGUGACUUUGCUGGACUGCCGGGAUUUAACUACGAGGACGCCAGUCCACCACCACCAGCAACAACAACAACAACAGCAGGAAAAACAACAACAACAGGAACAUCUUCUCCUUCGGCUACACCCGCAGGUGCCCCAGUUGUGGGUGCGGCAGCUACUGUAGUGGUGAUGUCCAAGGUAUUCCCAGUGUACAAUUUCAAGAUCUCUGAUACUGCACUGUUGCAGCAACUCAUUCGCACAAUGCCGCUGCCGAAACCAAAAAAGGUUAAGGAAGGCAAAUAA